Lodderomyces oxycetoniae is the source of this 1461-nucleotide messenger RNA. It is a transcript of the gene CDS1, whose product is annotated as phosphatidate cytidylyltransferase. The transcript has a single exon. Gene Ontology annotation, molecular function: phosphatidate cytidylyltransferase activity. Bases 1 to 1461 code for a protein of 486 amino acids. Gene Ontology annotation, cellular component: endoplasmic reticulum membrane. Lineage: Eukaryota; Fungi; Ascomycota; Pichiomycetes; Serinales; Debaryomycetaceae. The record is from RefSeq and is a predicted model, not a curated record.
AUGACAAGCAAAAGUAAAGAAAACAAGAAUAGAAUCCAUCUGCUGGACACGAAAACAGGCACAGAGACGGAAACGGAUGCAGAGGUGGCAGAUACAUCUCAUCUAUCCAAGGAUCACGUUGCAUCUGUAUCAAUCACUCCUAAUUCAAUUACCCCCAAUUCGAUUACCCCCACAAUAUCGAAAUCAGAAGAAGGAGAAAAAGGUCAAGGCCAAAACCAAGAUCACGGUCAGGGUCCUGUGGUGAAUGAAAAGGAAAGGAAAAAACAAGCAUUUAUUACAAGGACAAUUUGGACAUUUGUUAUGAUUAGUGCCUUUUUCCUUAUAUUGGCAUCUGGUCAUAUACCCAUAAUAAUACUGAUUCUUGUGUUUCAAUUGCUAACUUUUAAAGAGAUUAUUGCAUUGACUUCAGAACCGGCAAGAGAUAAAAAGAUACCUUAUAACAGAUCUUUAAACUGGUAUUUCUUGGUAACAACAUGGUAUUACUUGGAUUUUCCAUCUUUUGUCGAUUUUUUUCAAGAUAAGGUACUUUCUUAUAAAAUUUUAUCAUUGUUGGUAGUCAACCAUAAAUUUAUCAGUUACUCUUUUUACAUUGCAGGAUUCGUAUUCUUUGUAUGGACUUUGAAAAAGGGGUACUAUAAAUUCCAAUUUGCCCAAUUGUGUGUGACUCAUAUGACUUUGUUGCUAGUUGUGUUCCAAGCUCAUUUGAUCAUGGAUAAUAUCCUUCAUGGCAUAUUUUGGUUCUUUUUACCAAGUGCAUUGGUUAUUGUUAAUGACAUAUUUGCUUAUAUUUGUGGCAUUACAUUUGGCAAAACCCAAUUGAUUGAAAUCUCACCGAAAAAGACAGUAGAGGGAUUUUUGGGAGCUUGGAUAAUGACUGGAAUUGCAGCAAUUAUUGGAACUUAUUUGUUGACGAAAUCAGACUAUUUAAUAUGCCCAGCACAAAACUUGUCAACUCAUUUGUAUAAUUUUCCUCAUUGUGAACCAAACCCAGUAUUUAUUCCACAGAUUUAUCAAUUGCCAACAAACGUUAUUGAGUUCUUUGGUGAUAGAGUGGAGAUAAUUACUUUUAAGCCAAUAUAUUUCCAUGCUGCCAUAUUGGCCACUUUUGCUUCGUUAAUAGCACCAUUUGGUGGGUUUUUUGCCAGUGGUUUGAAAAGAGCCUUUGGAAUUAAAGAUUUUGGCGAUACCAUUCCAGGUCAUGGUGGUGCCACCGAUAGAUUCGAUUGCCAAUUCUUAAUGGGUUCUUUUACUUAUUUGUAUUACCAAACAUUUAUCAGUAAUAAUAACAUGAAUUUGGGGAAGAUUUUACAAAUGGCUAUAAUAAACUUGAGUUUACCGCAAUUAGUUCAAUUGGUAAAGAGUUUAUUAAGGUAUUUAAAUCGAGAACGCGUAAUAGAUGAUGAGAAAUUGAAGUUGAUAUAUGAUUUAUUAGAGAAUAAGAAGGGAGAUGUCGACUUUUGA